ACACCGUUCCAUCGCUCAUUCACAGCAUUAAUUCAUCACAGCCUCGACAUUCCUUUCCCUCUCCUUCCUUCUUUCUUUCUGCAUUUAACUUGUUUCGAUAUGGAGGUGGAGAGUUUCCAAGAUCUUGCUUAUAAUGGCGGGACAACCCAGCAGCUGCCACCGCAGUUCAUCCGUCCAAGCCACGAACGCCCUGAAAACACCAAAGCCAUCGAAGGCGUCACCGUGCCCGUCGUGUCUCUAUCUCAGCCGCACGAAGUGCUCGUCGAUCAGGUUUCCAAAGCGUGCAUGGAAUGGGGGUUUGUAAUGGUUACGAACCACGGGAUCUCUUCGACCUUGAUCCAACGGCUGAAAGAGGUGGGAGAAGGAUUCUUCGCUCUCCCGCUCAAGGAAAAACAGGCUUACGCCAAUGAUGCCGCGAACGGAAAGUUUGAAGGGUAUGGGACGAGGAUGAUUAAGAACCCGGAUGAGAAGACCGAGUGGCUUGACUACUUCUUCCACCUCGCUGCACCGCCGGCCAAGGUCAACCCUCAAAUCUGGCCCAAACAUCCUCCUUCCUACAGGAGAAGUGACAGAAGAGUACAACAAAGAGAUUCUGAAGCUGACAGACAAGAUCCUAGAAUUGCUAUCAGAAGGAUUGGGGCUGGAACCAAACACGUUGAAAUCAAGCUUAGGAGGAGAAGACAUCGAAGCCGAGAUGAAAAUCAACCACUACCCACCUUGCCCGCAACCUGAGUUGGCUCUUGGAGUUGAACCUCACACAGAUAUGUGUGCCCUCACCCUUUUAGUCCCCAAUGGCGUCGCUGGGCUUCAGGUUUGGAAAGAUGGGAACUGGGUUGCUGUUGAUUGCCUCCCCGGAGCCAUUUUGGUUCAUGUUGGGGAUCAAAUUGAGGUUCUGAGUAACGGCAAGUACACUGGAGUGCUUCACAGGACUUUGGUGAACAAGGAGCGCACUCGCAUGUCAUGGGCCGUGUUCAUUGCGCCUCCACAUGAUAAAGUAAUUGGGCCUCUUACUCAGCUCGUGGAUGAUGAUCAGAGCCCACCAAAAUAUUCUACCAAGACUUUUGCUGAUUACCGAUACCGCAAGAUUAAUAAACUUCCACAGUGAAAAUUAUGAUGGUUUUUUUACCUAUUUUUGCCUCGGUUCUGGAAUGGAGAGUGGUCUCCCAUAGUUAAUACGUUGCUGUUCUCCUUAUAAUAAUAAGUCGUCAUUCACAAUUCCCAUGGUUAUGUGUACUUAAUUACUGUUUGAGUAUACAAGUAUUUGGUAUGCAAGAAAAGGAAGUAAUUGAAUCGAUG
Messenger RNA from Linum tenue, 1296 nucleotides. Lineage: Eukaryota; Viridiplantae; Streptophyta; Magnoliopsida; Malpighiales; Linaceae. The record is from the annotation of a GenBank genome assembly.